This is a messenger RNA of Vicia villosa (hairy vetch), 885 nucleotides long. RefSeq names its product protein MAIN-LIKE 2-like. The transcript has 3 exons. The record is from RefSeq and is a predicted model, not a curated record. NCBI's taxonomy places the organism in Eukaryota, Viridiplantae, Streptophyta, Magnoliopsida, Fabales, Fabaceae. The coding region runs from base 1 to 885 and encodes 294 amino acids. Gene Ontology annotation, biological process: meristem maintenance; meristem development.
AUGGGUGAAACACACAGAGGAACUAGAGCGAAUUUGGCGACCUAUGCUGUUGAUCGAUUCCGUAGACGUUCUCACGCUUAUGUUGAACCCGACGAGAGGAUUAUUCCGAAUCUCCAAGCAUGUGGCUUCGGACAUAUCAUAAAAGUUAACAACAACACCAUAGACAGAAAAUUCAUCCUUGCCUUGCAAGAGCGAUGGAGGCCUGAAACCCACACGUUUCAUCUUCCAAUAGGUGAGUGUACUAUUACUCUAGAGGAUGUUUAUAUGUUACUUGGUCUGCCCAUUGAUGGCAAGGCUGUUAAUGGAUCUGUUCAACAUGCUAAUUCAAUGUGUGAGAGAGUGUUGGGAAGAGAUCUAGUUGUGCCUACUCAAGGUUCAAGAGGCCAGGGUAUCAGUCUGGUCUCCCUUAGAGAUUACUAUGAUGAACUCGUCAUGAUGGACAACUUUACUGAGGAGCAUGUUUGGUUAAUGACUAAGGUUUAUAUAAUGUUGAUGUUUGGUAAACUUUUAUUCCCGGAGUCGACAGGUAACACUGUCAACUUUUUCUAUUUAAGUAAAUUUGACAGUAUUAGCAAGAUUAGGAAAUAUAGUUGGGGGUCCGCCGUUUUGGCGAUGUUAUACCAGUCUCUUUGUAAGAACGCGGUUGCCGAGAAGUGCACCUUCUAUGGAUGUGCGUUCCUCCUACAAGUAUGGGGUUGGUGGAGAAUGCCGACGCUGUCCCCGGUAGGCAGGAACAACUACACGUUCCCUUAUGCAACAAGGUUCUGUGGUCCUAAAUUGGAUUACAGUAAGAAUCCGAGGGGGAGUGUUGUUUUAUAUCGGGACCUAAUUGAUCACCUCCGAGCUGAAGAUGUAUUAUCCCUAAACUUUUAUAUGAUCCUAUAG